AUGGCCCGCCACCCGAUGGCGUCCGCUGUCGUCCUGGCGGUGCUGCUGCUCGCUGCGCCGUUAGCCGCCGCCAGUAUUGACGGAGAGCGCACUGGCCGUGAGCUCCAGCAGCUCGGUGGCCUCACUGGUGGCCUGGGUGGCCUCACCAGCGGCCUCACCAACGGCACCGGCGGCAGCCUCUUGGGCGGCCUUCUCAACACAGUUGCUGGCAUCCUCAACGCUCUCCUGGGCACCACUUUGGGGGUCACCAAUGGGUCCGUCGCCAACCCCGUUGGCGGCCUCCUUGGCGGCCUCCUGGGUGGUUCCUCAGGCGGCCUCCUGGGCGGCACCUCAGGCGGCCUCCUGGGCGGCCUCCUUGGUGGCACCAGCAGUGGCGGCCUCCUGAGCGGCGUCCUUGGCACCGUCACAGGCCUCCUCGGCUCCAACCCUACCGGUCUCCUGAACACCCUCACCGGCCUCACCGGCGGCGGCCUCCUGGGUGGCGUCACAGGCACCUCUGGCGCCACCGGGGGCCUCCUGAGCGGUCUCACGGGCGGCCUCGCUGGCGGUCUUGUUGGUGGUGUCACCGAUGUCCUUGGCAACAUCCUGUCUGGCUCCACCUCGGGCCUCCUGUCCGGCACUGUGGGCGGCCUCCCCCUGGUCGGCGGCCUCUUUGGCAGCAAGUCCGGCCUGCCUGUCCUCGGCGGCCUGUUCAAUAGCACCCAGCUGAGCAAGUCUGGCCUGCCUAUUGUGGGCAGCCUCCUGGGCAAUGUCCCCGUUAUUGGUAACGGCGGGCUUCUCACCAACAUCCUGGGCCUCGCCUCCGGCGACCUCCUGGGUGGUGGUGGCCUCAAUGCUGUUCUGAACGGCGUCCUGAACAACGCUGUGGGCCCCGUGCUGGAGACUGCGGCUGGGCUCCUGCCCGGCGUCACCAACGCCGUUCCCCUCGUCACCAACCUCCUUGGCGGCAACCAGAGCUUCAUCCUGGCACCCACUGACGUCUCGUUCAUCGGCGGCAAGGGUGCGCUGCUGUCCAGUGUGCUCUCCCUCAACCCCAACGCCCUGCUCUCUGUUGUGGGCAUCACCAAGCUCCCCGACAUUGGCAACAUCACGGUUGGCAUCGACGGCAGCUUCCUCUACAACGGGCCCAACCUGAACGGCUCCGUCAGUGUGUGCAUCCAGGUCACCGACCUGCUGUCCACCGCCCCCAUCUGCAUCGACCUGAUCCGCAACCUGCAAAUCCCCGCCGUCGGGGGCAUCCUGCCCCUGGUGUUCAGCAACAAGACCGUCAUCGACCUCAAGGGCGGCACCAACUUCACCGGCAACCUGCUCAGCGGCGUGAUCUCGCCCAACCUCAACCUGGGUGGCAUCCUCAGCGUUGCGGGCCUCGGCCUCCUGCCCGAUGUUGGCACCAUCAACAUUAACAAGGAUGGCACGUUCACCUUCAACGGCAUCCUGAACGGCACCACCAUGUUCUGUGCGGUCGUCACCGAUACGCUCUCGACCCUGCCGCUCUGCCAGACGAUCUCCAACCUGCUGCCAGCUCUGCCUGAAAUCCCCCUGCCCGUCUGCCUCCCCGGCUGCCUCAACGGCGGUGUGUGCAACGGCCUGCUCAGCUGCGAUUGCACUGGCACUGGUUUCACGGACAAGAUCUGCUCCACCCCUGUUGUGUGCACCCCCGGGCUGUGCAAGAACGGCGGUGUGUGCACGUCGAACAACACCUGCAACUGCGACCGCACUGGUUUCACUGGCCCGACCUGCACGGGGCCCCCGCCGGCCCCGGCGGGCACCACCCCCGAUGUCACGUUCAUCUGCCCUUUGGGCUUUGCCGGCAACACGACCUUCACCUCUCUGGUCACCAACGGCACCCUGGCCAAGAACCUCCUGAUCCAGCUGUCCGUGACGGACCCCGCACCCCCGGCCCCCACCGCCGGCGACGACACCUUCAACUGCCCCUUCAACGCCGACUGCGUGAUCGCCGCGCCCGGCGUGCUCGCCAACGACGCGACCACCAACCCUGGCGGCAAGGUUGUCGUGGUCAGCAACACCGGCAACGUCACUGUGACCCCCGCGGGUGCCAUUACCCUGAAGCUCGUCCCGGGCUUUGCCGGCAACGUGGUUUUCAACUACACCAUCAACGACGGCGUCUCCAUCAAGCCCGUCACUGCCAAGGCCACCCUGGUUGUCCCCAGCUCCGGCGGCGGCGGCGGCGGCAGCGGCGGCGGCGACGGCGGCGGCGGCGCCGGCGGCGCCGGCGGCGUCACCGCUGUUGCCAACUCGUUCCUGCUGCUGGUUCCUGCUGACGGCACUGCCAACAACGCCAGGUGCCCCGACCCGACCCCCGGCCUGGCCGAGAUCGUCAACGCCGCAGUGGCCAAGAUCAAGACUGUUCCUGGCCUGACCAGUGUGACUGGCGCGUUCUCCAAGUGCGACCUCCUGGACCAAGGCAAGGUGCUGGUGACCAUCAUCUACACCAUCACCGCCCCCACCGCCGCCCCCAUCAACACCGCCCUCGCCGGCAUCAACUCGCCCCCUGUCGUCGGCACCGCGGCGGCUGGUGACAACAUCUGCACCUCCUCCCUGCUGGGCUCGCUGUGCAACGGCACCGUCUUCACCGGCCUCAGGGUCACCGACGGCUGCGCCACGACUGCCCAGCAGACCACCAAGCUGCCCAAGUUCAAUGUCACCCAUAUCCCGGCCAACUACCCCUUCAGCGUUGGGUUCGCUGCCAAGGUGUGCGUGCCCAAGCCGAGCAGGAGCAACCCCCUCAGGUGCACCAACAAGUUCCUCACUGCCGGUGCUGCCACCGCCACUUGCAACAACGGCACCUUGGGUCUGGAGUUCGAGUCGGUGCAGCGGUUUGUCAUCGGUCGCCAGCACACCAUCGUCGCCACCUGCAGCAAGAGCAGGUUCACGGACAUCUCGUCGUGCGCCACCGCCAGCGACUCGACCGUCAGCCCCACGCUGUCCGGUGGUGUCACGAUCACCAACAAGGACUUCGAUGCCGGCUGCGUGUGCAAGUCGACCGGCCGCAAGCCGGUGCUGAACCUCAUCACCACCGACGUCCUCGUGGGCCAGCAGUGCCUUGCAUAA
This is a messenger RNA of Monoraphidium neglectum, 3072 nucleotides long. RefSeq lists its product as hypothetical. NCBI's taxonomy places the organism in Eukaryota, Viridiplantae, Chlorophyta, Chlorophyceae, Sphaeropleales, Selenastraceae. The record is from RefSeq and is a predicted model, not a curated record. The coding region runs from base 1 to 3072 and encodes 1023 amino acids. The transcript is spliced from 12 exons.